This is a messenger RNA of Octopus bimaculoides (California two-spot octopus), 6554 nucleotides long. RefSeq lists its product as uncharacterized. Gene Ontology annotation, cellular component: nucleus. The record is from RefSeq and is a predicted model, not a curated record. Gene Ontology annotation, biological process: regulation of transcription by RNA polymerase II. Gene Ontology annotation, molecular function: RNA polymerase II cis-regulatory region sequence-specific DNA binding; DNA-binding transcription activator activity, RNA polymerase II-specific. Lineage: Eukaryota; Metazoa; Mollusca; Cephalopoda; Octopoda; Octopodidae.
CUACGAUGUAAUUUUUUAAAAUGUAAAUUAAACCUUCAUUCUAAACGCAAAGAUUUGAAAACAUUUCACAUAACGUCAAACAAGGAUUCCAUGGCAAAGUACCAUAUUAUCAUAUGACUAUAUGUGCAAAUUGUAGUGACGUCAUCUUGGAAGGCCUGCCGGAAGUUUGCGCAUGCGCAGAAAACUAGCAACAGCUAAAUUCUCUUUUGGACGCUAGCAGCUGAACGAUACAGACGUGUCUCCAGCAGCUCUCCCGAGCUGCUACCUCGGCGCAUCCCCGCUAUGCAUGAACGGACAAGAUUGACUCAUUCCACUAGGCUUCUGCCGAUUCGCCCACAGGAAGGAAAUGGUUUAUAUUGCGAAUCAAAGAAUAAAUGUGUAUACUGUUGAAAUUAACGAAAACUCUUGAUUCUUUCUUCAAUUAAUAUUUGAUGUGAAGGAUGCGAGCAGCACCCAUCCAGUGCGGGAAUCUGUCAUCCUGUUACAAAAUCUUUGCCAUUCAUCAACACAUCAUGAACUUCCUGAUAUUACAUACGAUUUAAACGAGAUAUACCAAAUGACACAUGCAUGACAAAUUUUUUUUACUUCAAAUGCAUCAAGAAUAUUGCUCAUCAUUGAAUUGAAAUAUUUCUGAUCUGGCAGCAGCCUAACCGACUGGAUCCAUUAUUUUCUGUGUACAGAGAAAAUCGGCAAACUUCAUCUGCAUUACUACCUCGAAUAUGGACAUAUGGAAUUUGCAUUCAAAUUAAAUAUUUACUAACAAGUUUCUGGCAUCAUCGUAUGUUAACAAACAUCUCAGUUGAUGUCUCAUAUUGCAAAAAAACAAAAUAAGAAUAUACGAAUAACAGUGGGCAAAGAAAAAAAAAUGGAUAAUGAGUCGUAUGAGAAACAGGCUGAUGACAUAUGUACAGAGGAAGGGAAAACAUGUUGUUGUGACAUCUGUGGUAAGUCGUUCUCUAAAAAAUACAGCCUAACCAUUCACAAACGUAUUCAUACUGAACAGAAUCCGUAUCGCUGUGAUAACUGUGGUAAAGUAUUCUCUCAAAAGAUUCACCUAACUAGACACAAACGGUAUCAUAAAGAAGACAAGCCAUACCAUUGUAAUAUCUGUGGUAAGACAUUCUUGUCGAAGACUGCAUUGACAGUUCACACAUCUAUUCAUACGGGAGAGAAACCAUAUGAGUGUGAUGUCUGUGGUAAAUCAUUCUCUGCAUCUUAUUACUUAACAAGACACAAAUACAUUCAUACAUCAGAAAGACCAUAUCGCUGCGAUAUAUGUGGUAAAUGUUUUUAUGGAAGUGUUGACUUGACUAGACAUAAACGCAUUCAUACAGGAGAGAGACCGUAUCACUGUGAUAUUUGUGGUAAAUCAUUUUGUGGAAGUAAUGACUUAUCUAAACACAAGCGUAUUCAUACAGGAGAGAAGCCAUAUGAAUGUGAUAUCUGCGGCAAAUCAUUUUUCUCUGGUAAUGGAUUAAUCACACACAAACGUAUUCAUACAGGUGAGACACCAUUUCAAUGCGAUAUUUGUAGAAAAUCAUUCUCUUGCAGAGAUGGCUUAACUAAACACAGACGUAUUCAUACAGGAGAGAAGCCAUACCACUGUAAUAUCUGUGGUAAAUCAUUUGCGAGAAGUAGUGACUUAACAAUACACAAACGUAUUCAUACUGGUGAGAAACCAUAUCACUGUGAUAUCUGUGGUAAAUCAUUCUCUGGAAAUGGCAAUUUAGCAAAGCACAAAUUAAUUCAUACAGGAGAGAAACCAUAUCACUGUGAUAUUUGUGGUAAAUCAUUCUGUGAAAAUGGCAACUUAACUGCACAUAAAUAUAUUCAUGUUGCAGAAAAGUCAAUUAAAUGUGAGAUCUGUGGUAAAUUAUUCUCUCGAAGUGAUCAAUUACAUAGGCAUAAACGGAUUCAUACAGGGGAAAAACCAUACCGCUGUGAUAUCUGUGGUAAAGCUUUCUCUGAUAAAAGUGCAUCUAAUAUUCACAACCGUGUUCAUACAGGAGAGAAACCAUAUCAUUGUGAUAUCUGUGGUAAAGCAUUUUGUGGCAGCAGUGAGUUAACUAAACAUAAACGCACCCAUACAGGUGAGAAACCGUAUCACUGUGAUAUUUGUGGUAAAUCAUUCUCUGUAAGUAGUGACAUACAUAGGCACAGACGCAUUCACACAGGUGAAAAACCUUACCAAUGUGAUAUAUGUGGCAAAUCAUUCUCUGAAAAUGGUAGCUUGUUGAAACACAAAUUUAUUCACACAGGGGAAAAAGCACAUAGCUGUGAAAUUUGUGGCAAAUCUUUCUACAUUAGAAAUAAAUUAACUAGACACAUGCGUAUUCAUACAGAACAGAUGGCAUUGAUUUAUUUGAUAUUGUUGAAAUGCAUCAAUGCUCACAAGUCUGUACAGACAGGAGAGAAACCUUACCAUUGUGUCGAUCGUGGAAAAUCACUCUCUGGAGCUGACUGCCUGACAAGACCUAAACACGUUGAUAUGGCAGAUAAACCAUAUCGCUGUGAUAUCUGUAAUAUGUUAACCAAACACAAACGUAUUCAUGCAGGAGUGAAACCAUAUUGUGAUAUCUGUGGUAAAUCAUUCUCUGAACGUGGGGAUUUAACUAGACACACACGUAUUCAUACAGAAAAACCAGAUGACAUUGGCAUAAAAGUAUUUCUUCAGACAAAAUACGAGAAGAGAAGUGAUCAGAAAAGAAUAAUUAUGGAAAAUGAAUUCUGUGAAAAACCAGUGAAUAUUAAAGCUGAGUCUGAAAGCAUAGAUUUUCCUAAGAUGCUAAAAGAAUUAGGAAAAAUAUCCUACCACUUUCAUGCAGGAAACAAAACAUUCUCUGAAAAAAAUCAGUUAGCUUUUCAUACAGGAGAGAAAGCAUUUCACUGUAAUACCUGUGGUAAAUCUUUCUCUUACAAAAAUGCAUUGACUGUACAUGAAUGCAUUCAUACAGGACAGAAGCCAUAUCCUUGUAGCAUCUGUGGUAAAUCCUUCUCUGGAAGUAAUGACUUAAGUACUCACAUACGAAUUCAUACAGGAGAGAAGCCAUAUCACUGUGAGACUUGUGGUAGAUCAUUCUCUCAUAGAAAUGCUUUAACUGUACACAAACGUAUUCAUACAGGAGAGAAGCCAUAUCACUGUGAUUUCUGUGAUAAAUCAUUCUCUAGAAGUAGUGAAUUAACUACUCACAAACGCAUUCAUACUGGAGAAAAGCCUUAUCAAUGUGAUAUCUGUGAUAAAUCAUUCUCUGUUAGUUGCCACUUAACUACUCAUAAACGUAGUCAUACAGGAGAGAAGCCAUAUCACUGUGCUGUCUGUGGUUCAUCAUUUUCCGCAAAAAGUAGCUUAAAUACUCAUAUGCGACUUCAUACAGGAGAGAAGCCAUAUCUCUGUGAUAUCUGUGGUAAAUCAUUUUCUGCAAAGGGUGAAUUAACUGUACACACAUAUAUUCAUACAGGAGAGAAGCCAUAUACUUGUGAUAUCUGUGGUAAAUCAUUAUCUGAUCCAGGUAACCUAACUAAACACAAACGUAUUCACACAGGUGAGAAACCAUAUCACUGUGAUGUCUGUGACAAAUUUUUCUCUGAAAGAAGUUACUUAACUAUUCAUAAACGUAUCCAUACAGGAGAGAAACCAUAUCACUGUGACAUAUGUAGCAAAGCAUUCUGUAAAAUUAGUAAUUUAACUAGUCACAAGCGUAUUCAUACAGGAGAGAGACCAUAUCGUUGUGACAUCUGUAACAAAUCAUUUUCUCACAGUGGUACUUUAUCUAGUCACAGGCAAAUUCAUACAGAACAGAGUCCAUAUCAGUGUGAUAUCUGUGGUAAAUCAUUCUCUAAAAAAGGUCACCUAGCUACACAUGUUCGUAUUCAUACAGAAGAAUAAGGAUAUUUAUCUCACAUAUUAUUUUUAGAAAAAUUAUCGCAUAUAACCAUAAAUUAUUCUCACAGGAAAGAAGACAUAACAGUUUGGUAACAAAUCACAUAAUCAUAACUAUAUCUUCAUUGGUUAGAUAAUUUACCACUGUGAUAUUGUUAAUAAAACCACUUUUUCAGUAUAACCAUACAUAGUCCAUUUGACUUAUUUCUGAAAGAGGGAAAAUAGAUGCUAAAUGAUGAUGAUGAUGAAAAGGAUACUUUUGAUAUAUUUGGCAUUGGGUAAAUAACGGAAAAUAUAUAUUGCUGUAAAUUAGGGAUACUAUCAUGGUAGAGUUGAUGUUAUUAAAUACAGAAUGCAUAGAAAAUACUUCUUUGUGGCAUAAGACAAAAUACUUAUUUGUCUACAUGUAUAUAUAUAUUAUUAUUAUUUCACCUAGGCAUAGUGACAGCAAUAAACUCAAUAUAUAUAUGCUUCAAGACAAAGGAAUAAGAAAUUAUGUCAUAAGCAUUAUUGACUUAUGGCUGUUUCUGCAAUAAGAUGCAAUGCAAUCCUAGUUGAAUGCUUGUCUAUCACUCUAUAGCUUCAUUGGAGCUUUAAACAUGAGGUGCAAUUUAUAUAUACAUAUUUAUUAAUGUUUGUUUUUAUGUUCAGUUAUAAUAAAAACAAUUUUACAUGAAUAUAAAGAAAUACUCCAUACUUUUGUAGUAGAGUACAAAUUUGUUAUUCUUUAACAAGAAUAAAACACACACACACACACACUUUCUUAUUGUUGAGCAGUGUAUUCUUGGUUUUGGCUUACAGCCUGUCAAAAUGGAAAAUAGUAUGCAGGUACAGCUGACUGACAGUGUAGCAAGGGAAACAACCUAAAUUCUUUUUUAAUCAUCACCAUGCAAACCAUGAUUGUAUAAUUACUUCCAGCAUAAAAGAGGCUAUUCCCUUCCAGUUAACAUGUCUGAAGGGUCGUCAGUAUUGCCAAGUGCAAAACCGUUGGUAAUUUUGCAGUUGAUUAUAUGCCAUAACUAGGAAUAUAUUGUUCGACGAUAUAAAAGUAUAACUGCUCCAGUUUUUGUUUAGGAAUUAAAAAAAAUUUUUUUUUAUCUUAGCCAAAGCCUUGGAAGUUAAUUUGGUCGACAGAAACUGAAAAAAGCCCAUUAUAUAUAAGUAUGAGUGUGUGAAUUUGUGUUUCUUUGUCAUGACGUGCAUUGUAAACGAAUAUCACUCCUGUCCUUUGUUUUCAAUGUUUCUUGAAAGCAUGUCUAGCUGUGGGGAAAUACCUUGCUUGGAAACUGGUGAGGAUUGGCAAUAGGAAAAAGCAUUUGGCCAUGGAAAAUCUGCUUUAACAAAUUCUUUCUGAGCCAUGCAAAUAUGAACAAAGUCAACUUCAAAACAACGAAGAAGAUUCUCAAUCUUAUGAAUAAUUUUGUUAUGUAUAUAAAUUGUUGAAGGUAUGAGAUGAUGUUAUUGGUUAGCUUUUGUAUUAAAUUCAUAAUUUAUAUUUUUGGCAUAAUUCCUUCAAAAUUUAAUGGGUCAAUAAUAAUAAUUUACAUGUUUCCAUAUAUAUAUUUCAGCUUAAUAAGGCAGUGAGUUGGCAGAAUCAUUAACAUGGUGGGGGAAAUGUUUAGUGACAUUUCGUCCCUCUUUAUGCUUUGAGUUCAAAUUCCACCAAAGUCGAUUUUUGCCUUUCACUAUUUCAGGGUCAAUAAAAUAAGUACCAGUUGAACACUGGGUCAAUGUAAUCAAGUAAUCCCCAACCCUGAAAUUACUGGCUUUGUGCGAAAAUUUUAAAUCAAUAUAAAUAUUAAUCAUCAUCAUUUCCUCAUGUUUUCUAUGUUGGCAUCGCUUCGGUAUGUCAUCACAGUCUGUCUCCCUUCUUAUUGGGAGUUGCUGCUCUCAUAGACUGGUGUCUGUACCUGUUGUGUGGUCUGAUUUCCACAGCCCUUCCUUUUGGCAACCACUUUUACAGCAUACAACUAAGUCUAUUUUCUCACACUCUUGGCACUAAUUCUAUACAACUUGAAUUGUCCUCAACAAGACAUGACCAAAGGAACUCCACAAUCUUAUGCUUUCUCUGCUUAUUUACCAACCAAUUCAUAGUGUACUGAGUGUAUUCUCUCAUAGCAACAGCACUAAUAGAGGGUAUCAAGUUCACAGCAAGAUGGAACUAGAUGAACCCUCACAACCCUAUGCUUUCUUUGUUCAUUUGCCAGCUGCUUUGCAGUGUGCAUCAGAUGCAUCGGAUGCAUUUUUUCAUGGAAUCAAUGCUAAUGAGAAUACAUUACACACCAGUCAUUCUGUAGGGAGCAAGGGUAUGAGGCUUUCUAUCAUGGCAUCAGCCCAUGAGAGGUUCUCAUCAAUGACGUGAUUUGUGACUCAUUCGUAUCCGUGUCCAUUCUCCGUUGGUGGCAUACAGUUCUAUCUUCUUCAGGUUUUCUGAUUAUUCUUUGGAACCUAAAAAUUAAAACUAAACAGGUUUACAGUUCGGUUUUCCUCAUAACAUUUCACAUGUAGCACAACUAAACAAGACUUAUGCUAGCCCAACCAUAAACUUUUAACAUUCACCAAUUUAAUAUAAUGCCACAAAGAAGUAUUUUCUAUGCAUCAUGUAUUUAAUAACAUAUAUAUUAUUUACAAGAUGUAACUAAAUAAUUUAGGAAUAAAGUGUGUUUUCAUUUUU